AUGGAAAGUGAAGUAGGCAUACCUUCAGGUGAGGAUGAAGCACUGGAGAAGGAUGAUAUGAAUGCCAAGGAAGGAUUUGAUCCACCACACAAAAAAAACAAGAAACACAGGAAACACAAGAGCAAGAAAAAGAAGAGGAGGAAGAAAGGCGAGAAGGAAAGCAGUUCAGAAUCAGGUGCCGAGUCAGAUGGGGAACCCCCACCCCCACCAAGACCUGUCAGGACCACUAGAGCCAGUGCCAGACUAGCAGCAGCUGCUGUUGGAGCUGGAGAACAAGCUGAGCUAAAAGAUGAUGGCAAAAAGGAUGUAAUUACAGAUCGUGCAGAUAUGGAGGUAGAGACAAAAUCCAAAAAACAUAAAAAACAAACGGGUAAAAAGAAGAAAAAAAAGAGAAAGAAAGAAGAAAGGCAGGAAAAGAAAUCUCCUUCUCGCUCUCCAUCUGAAAGCAGCUCAGCUUCAGGUUCUGAGUCUGAGGGUGAAGGAAGUAAAGUGGCUGGUGAUGGUAAAUGUUCUCCAGCUGUUGCAUCCGACCUUCAAGAGCCAGUAUCCAAACUUGUUGUAAAAGGCCAACAAGUAGAAGAUAAAGAAACUCCAGUCGUCACAGAGAAACCUGAAUUGCUUGGAGUAAAAGAAGAAGUAAAAGAAGAGACAACAGAAGAUAUGACCUCUACCGAAGGGAAGGAUGGUAGCACCAAUGAACCACAAAUUGACAUGAAACAUCCUGCUGGCGAGGAUGAAAUGAGACAGACAGAAAUAGUACAAGUCAAGACAGAAGGCAGUAAUGGAAAUGGCAUGAUCAGCCCUGCCCCGGAAUUGCCAGAUAUCAUCCCAAAACAGGAAGGUACCAACCCAAGAGAAGACCCAAGUCUGAAAGAUCAUGCCAAUUCAGUUCAAGGGGAAAAGGUAGAGGAGUGUGAUUCAUCGAGAUCGCCGCCAUCCCAUCCUCAUGGCUUAGAAGUGAAUAAGUCGGAAUCAGGUACUAACCGGUCACUAUCACCUUGUCUCAGUAAGCAGCCAUCUGCUGCUCAAGCAACAGAAUUUGUGAGAGAACGGUCUAGAACCCGUUCCAGGUCACCCUCAAAGGAGAAACUAUGUUCAACCACGCUAAAGCUUCGACAACAAUCCCGGUCUAAAUCACGCUCCCUCUCACCAAAAUCCAAGAGAAAAUCAAUCUCCUCCUCCCAUAAAUCUCCUAAGAAAACACGCCACCGGUCCCGAUCCACCUCUCCCUCUGUUACACCCAAGAAGAAAGUGUCAAAGUCUCCAAGGAAGUCAAAGUCUCCCAAGCGGGGGCGGAGUUCCAUGUCUGUUUCCCCAAAGAGACGCCGGAGUUCUCGCUCUCCCAAAAGACGGGCGUCGCGAUCUCCAAAACGCAGUGGCCGCAGGUCCCCGUCUUUGUCAAGAUCUCCCAGGCGACGAAGAACGUCAGGGUCACGUUCCCGAGCAGGCACUAGGCGUUCCAGGACCCGCUCACCUCGAAGAAGUGGAGCAGUUAGCAGACGAUCCCUGUCACGCUCUGUGACCAGGCCGCGGCGGUCCGCCUCUAGAUCUAGACGCCCUGUUGGUCGCUCCAGGUCACGCUCGCCUGCUAGGCGUGCAGGAGGCAGGCGCUCGAGGAGUCGAUCCUUAUCUAGACGACGAAGGUCACCACUUCCCAGAUCCCGGCGAUCACGAUCCCGUUCAGGCCGCAGGAGCAGGCGCACUCGAUCACGCUCCGUUGUUGUGCUCAAGCGCAACCGCCGCUCCAGGUCCAGGAGCCACCGUAAACGUACUAAAUCCAGAACCCCUCCCGCCCGAAGGCGGUCCAAGUCUCGGUCACCAGUGAGAAAGCGUUCUCGUUCUCCAGCAAGAAGAAAUCGUUCUCCACCAAGAUCAGCCAAACGGUCCAAGUCUCGCUCACUGUCACGAAGACGCCGGUCACCACCACCAGUGAAGAAGAGGUCCAAAUCACCCAGGAAGACCAGAAGGUCAAAGUCUAAAUCGGUUUCUGGAGAGGUGAACAGGUCCAGGUCCAGGUCUCAAUCAAGUGAUGGCAGCUCAUCCUCUGCCAAGUCCGUUUCCUGCACCGUAGUUAAAGACAAGAAGUCUCCUCCUCGUCCGGCUCCUGCUGAUAAAGAUACAGAGAAAGCAGCUCCUGUUCCCACUCCUGCUGAUACAGAUACAGAAAAAGCAGCUCCUUCUCCCAGUCCCGCUCCUGCGGAUACAGAUACAGAGAAAUCAGCUCCUGCUCCCUCUGGUACAGAUACAGAGAAAGUAGAUCCUGCUCCCGUUCCUUCUUCCGCUGAUACAGAUACAGAGAAAGUAGAUCCUGCUCCCGUUCCUGCUCCUGCUCCCAUUCCUGCUCCCGCUGAUACAGAGAAAGUAGAUCCUGCUCCCGUUCCUGCUCCUGCUCCCGUUCCUACUCCCGCUGAUACAGAUACAGAGAAAGUACAUCCCGCUCCCGUUCCUGCUCCUGCUUCCGUUCUUGCUGAUACACAUACAGAGAAAUCAGCUCCAGCUCCUGCUCCCUCUCCUGCUCUUGCUCCUGGUUUUGCUCCUACUUUUGCUCCUACUUUUGCACCUGCUUUUGCUCCUACUUUUGCUCCUACUUUUGCUCCUACUUUUGCUCCUGCUCUUGGUCAUGCUCUUGCUCCUGCUGAUACAGACACAGAGAAAGCAGCUCCUGCCCAUAAGGAUACAGAGAAAGAAGUUGAAAUGAAAGCAGCUGAAGAGAAUGGAGAUGGAACUACUACAGAACAAUUGCAGGAACAGCCUGUUACCCAGACAAGCCGAUCCAGAUCCGCUUCCCCAGAUCAAGGCACGGGCACAGGCUUAGGUGGUUCUGAAUGCUCACAAGGGUCCGAUGAAGAGUCUCCAGUCAAAGAGUCGGAAAGCCAGAAAAGCUCCUCAGGUUCUGCAUCUCCAGAGCUGCCGAAGAAGCAGACGUCCAAGUCACACUCGCCUGCAGAUCCCGUGAAACCCUCUCAUUCAACGUCCAAAUCUACAUCCAGAAAGAAGUUGUCCAGGUCCAAGUCUCCAGUAAAGAAAAGAGAAUCUGUCUCUCCAUCAGAAAGGAAAAAAAGGCGAUCCAAGUCCCGGAGUCCUGCCCGACGGCGGAAGUCACGAUCACGCUCUACCGCACGCCGUAAGCGUUCUCGGUCCAAGUCACGGACCAGAAACCGGCGGUCCAAGUCCCGCUCUCCAGCCCGCAAGAGACGAUCUCGUUCACCGAAUGCCCGAGGGAGGAGGAGGUCCAAGUCUACCGACAGGAGCAAGCGAUCCAAGAGCCGCUCCACAGGUCGCAGGAAAAGAUCCCGGUCAGGGGACCGGGGCAGGCGAUCGCGGUCUCGUUCCUCCGAUCGUAGACGCAGAUCCAGGUCGAGAGGUCGAGGCAGGCGGCCGGUAUUUCGCAGUCGGUCCUUUGACAGAAGGGACAGAUGGAAGAGGGAACCUAGCCACUCCCCUGUUCUUAUUUUGCGUAAGCAGCGCCGUUCAGGGUCCCGAACACGACGCAGCACAAGCAAGACUCCUCCACGGCUCACCGACCUGGACAAAGACCAGUUACUUGAGAUAGCAAAAGCCAAUGCUGCUGCCAUGUGUGCUAAAGCGGGGGUUCCCAUUCCAGAGAAUCUUCGGCCAAAAGCCAUUCUCCAGCUCCCUCUGCCCACUCCCUCUCCUUCCCCCAUUUCCUUACCUUUACCGUUGCCCCUUCCAAUGGGCAUGGGGAUGGGGAAUAUGUCCAACAUGGGUCCAAUGGGGCUAUCCAGUAUUCCAGGAAUGCCCCCUAUGUCGAAUAUGACCAUGAGUGCGGCUGUGGCAAGUAUGACAGCUGCAACCAUGACGGCUGCCUUGACCAACAUGGGUGCCCUGGCGGCCAUGCCCCCCCUCGCCCCACUCCCCACAAUUACUAAUAAGCCUCCCCCGUGCCUUGCCCCUCCAACACCAUCCCUUAACCUGGACCACAUCGAGGAAGCAAAGAGGAAGGUCACCCAGCAGGCCAAUAUACACACCAUCAAGGAGCUUACUGAGAAGUGUAAGAUGAUUGCAAAUAGCAAGGAGGAGAUGGCUAUCGCUAAACCACAUGUUUCAGAUGAUGAGAGCUAA
This is a messenger RNA of Menidia menidia (Atlantic silverside), 4083 nucleotides long. Lineage: Eukaryota; Metazoa; Chordata; Actinopteri; Atheriniformes; Atherinopsidae. The record is from the annotation of a GenBank genome assembly.